CGACACAGCUCCCCUGGCACUUUACAGUGAAGUGCUCCUAUACGGUGAUGACAGAGUGCUCCCUAGACCUCACGGUGAAGUGCCCACAGGUUCCCUCCUUACACAGUGCUCCCAGGACUCCCCCAAGUGGCAGAUGACAGUCCAGGAACACAUACUCCAGCGACGUCGGGUUAAACUACCCAGUCCUAUGUAGACAUGCUGCCACUCGCGGGGCUCCGAGAUGCAGCACCCCUGCUGGACCUGUCUGGCAAAUGCAACUUCUCCAGGCAUGGCUCGGCCACUAUCCUGACGGCCGACGAUGGGGAAGGUGACCUAUACAACGCAUCCGUCUCACUGGAGGGACGCCAGCUGCUGGAAGUGGACAAGCAGGAAGGUGUUCAUGUCGGAGGCUCUCCGGAGUACCUGGGUGUGAGUGUCUUCAAGAUCAAGGGCGACUACCAUGAUGGUUGUAUUGACGACGUGAGGAUCUCGGCGAGAAGUGUACCACUUCCCCCAGCGGUCAACAACACCGCUUGGGGCCAGGCCAGCAUGUUCAAGGGCGUAGAGCGGGGCUGUGAAGCGUCAUCCGCUUGCACUAACAUCUCCUGCAAGGCACCCCUCAUAUGCGUCGACACCUGGAGGUCCUACCACUGUGGGUGUGGUGAGGGCCGAGUUCUGUCAGCGUCGAGAACAAACUGCGAGGAUGAAUAGAGUGCCUUUGGGAACCAUGCCUCAAUGGUGCCACUUGCUUCAACAAACACUCAGGUAAUCCACA
Molecule: messenger RNA, 754 nt
Organism: Procambarus clarkii (red swamp crayfish)
Lineage: Eukaryota; Metazoa; Arthropoda; Malacostraca; Decapoda; Cambaridae
Source: RefSeq, a predicted model, not a curated record